Molecule: messenger RNA, 4719 nt
Organism: Scylla paramamosain (green mud crab)
Lineage: Eukaryota; Metazoa; Arthropoda; Malacostraca; Decapoda; Portunidae
Product: probable cationic amino acid transporter
Exons: 11
Coding region: 1221-3461 (746 amino acids)
Biological process (GO): transmembrane transport; amino acid transport
Cellular component (GO): plasma membrane
Molecular function (GO): amino acid transmembrane transporter activity
Source: RefSeq, a predicted model, not a curated record
GACUCGACUCAGUUACACGUCAACCGCCGAGGGGGGAGGAUGCGUUGCUCUCCUCACUCCUUCCCUAUUGCGUGUGUCCUGACCCUACGUAUUGACCCAGGCCGCGAUGCCACUGUGGGUGAAGGUUAGGAAGUGAGUGUUUGACCUGUUAAGAGCACCGCCGUCCUAACUACAGGUUUCUAAAGCGGCUUAAGUAAACAAGAUUUUCGUCAAUCAAGAAAGAAGGAAAAAGAGAAAUACGAAGAUAGACACUGAUGAAUGAGAAGAGAAAGAAAGAGAGAUAAAGAAAGAGAGAAAGAAAGAAAGAGAGAAAGAAAGAAAGAAGGGAGAGAAAACCUACAUGAAAGGUGGACGAAGCAAUGAGUGAAGAAAGGAAAGGACAAGAAAGAAAAGAAGGAAGAAGUGAAAGGUGAACAAUGUUAUGAUAGAUUAAUGAAGGAAGGAAGGAAGGAAGGAAGGAAGGAAGAGGGAGUGAAUGAUGAUAAAUAAUGAAUAAUGAAAAAAAAAACAAGAUGGCGCCACCGUGACUUAUCUUCCUGAAGGCCAGCACGUACAAACACACACACACACACACACACACACACACACGCGAAUAUUUACAAUUUUUAAACGUUUUUUUUCUCAUUUAUUUAUUCUUUUAUUCAUUCAUUCAUUUAUUUAUUUAUUUAUUCAUUCAUUCAUUUUCGUGAAGGUAGAGAUAAGGAAAUAGAAAAUGAAAAUGGAAAUGAAGAAAAAAGUUAAUGUAAAGUGAACAAGAGAUAAAGAAAAAAAAAACAGAUAGAUAGAAAUGAAAAUAAAUGAAAGAAAAUUAAAUAAGAAAGUGGAAAAUGAAUGGGAGUGAAAAAUAAAGACAAAAAAUGAAGUGAAAGACAGAAAAUUGAGAAAACGAAACUUGAUGAACGUGGAGAAAUAAUAAAAAAAUAAGACAACAAGUGACAAGGAACCAUUGAUAAAAGAGAGAAGACAGAAAAAGAGGAAAACAGGAAUAAAAUACUUGAUAAAGGAGGAAAUAGUGAUAAACAAUAAAAAAAAUAGAAAAAAUAAGAAAAAAACAGAAAAAAUAGCGAAAAAAAUAAAAAUAAAAGAAAAGAAACAGUGAAUUAAGAGAGAGAGAGAGAGAGAGAGAGAGAGAGAGAGAGAGAGAGAGAGAGAGAGAGAGAGAGAGAGAGAGAGAGAUCACCACCACCACCACCACCACCACUACCACCACCACCCACAAAAUGACACCACCGCUUCUACACCCACGGCGCCCACACUCCCUGGCCGCCUCCGCCCGUCACAUCUACGCCGCCCUUGUCAGAACACGCCCACUCGCCCCUCAGACACGCCCGCAGCAGACCCACGCCUCGGGAAUAUGGGGUGGCGGUGGGCGGGGCGUGGGAAUGUUAGUUUACAGGAGCGUGGGGAUGUGGGCGGCCCUGGGCGUGGGUUACCUGGUGGGGAUCGUGGCAGGACCUAUUGCAGGGGCGGCUGUGACCUCAUCUCUUUUAGUGGCCGCUGUGACCUCGCUCUUGACAGGUUUCUGUUACACGGAGUUGGUUACUUCUGCAGACCAGUGUUCGGGGCAGGUAUACACAGUUACCUACCAGUUAGUGGGAGAGGCAGCUGCUUACCUUGUGGGACUCUUCUACAUGUUAAUAAAUGCAUCUGCCCUUGCUGCCCUUACGAAAGCCUUGUCCUCCACGAUGGAUUACCUGUGUGGGGGGAAGGUGGAGAGGUGGGUGGGGACUAACCUGGGGCACCUACCUGUCACUCACGAGGCACCAGACUUCAUUGCUGCCGGGGCCUGUUUGUCUGUUGCUGUCAUCCUUGCCCUGGGUUUGGAGCAAGCCGGGUUUCUGCGAGCGGUCAUGAGCGGCGUUACUUUCCUGUGUCUGAUUUUCUUCUUCAUCGUCGGGGGGACUCACACAGAGAAGGAUCCAGCUCAUCUACAGACUGCAUUUACUUCUCUUGGAUCAUCUGAGCUGUUGGCGGGGGCUGCCGUGUGCAUGGUAGUGUACGGGAGUUUCUACGAAGCGGGGCGUCUGGUCAAGUCUCAGAGGCGUGUCCACCGGGUGCUGCCCUUGGUGGUGUCUGUGUCAACCGGGACCUCCUUCCUUGCCUUCUUCGUGUUGGGUAUCAUUCUCACCCUUAUGACUGGAAACGUGAUCCCCCCCGAAGGCGCCCCGCUCAUCCAGGCCAUGGAGCGCCGGGACGUGAGCUGGGCACGGCUGGUUCUCGGCUGCUUCCAGGUAGUAAUGCUGUGCCUGUCUCUAGUCGAGGCUGCCACACCACUGUCCCGCCAGCUGGUGUCCUUAGCCUCAGACGGCCUCCUACCCCCCUUCCUGGCCGUCCAGUGCCCCAGGACCAGCGCCCACGUGCAUGCCCACCUGACCGGGGGCUCCUUGGCUGCCAUCCUCGCCCUUACUCUCAACCAUGUCCUCCUUCUGCAGGUACUUGCCACGUGCAUGUUGGUGGUGCACGUGGUGGUGGUGGUGACGGUGUUGUACAGGCGUCACCGCUGCUCCUAUGCUGGCCUCUGCUGUGUGGCUGUGACCCCCUCCUCCCGCGCCCCCCUCGGCUACCUCCACCUGGCCCCCCGCAGUUCCCGGCAGGAGAGAACUUUCCACUUCCUGAAGGAUGGGCUGCGAGUCCUCCCUAAGCAGCUUGGGCCGAGACAGCAGGAGGGACAGCAAGAGGAACCAGGUGAGGCAGACACCCACGACACGGCGCUCCUGCUGGCUAACGAAUAUGACUCAUCUGAAUCACCGGUACCAAAGGAGGAGGAAGAGGAGGAGGAAGAGGAGACCAAGGAGGAGGAGGAGGAGGAGGAAGAGGAGGAGGAGGAUGUGGAGGCAGCAGUUCGUGAGUAUAGAGAGAAAGUUCAAGUCGCUACUUUAGAUAGAAGAAACACUGAAAUGCCUCCCACUCCUGACUCCGCCCGCCGCGCCCUUCUACUAGUGAGUGCUGUCUUAGCCUCCCUCACCGCGGCCGCCCUUAUGGCUAUCUACACCAGCACGAGGCAGUGGGCGGCUGUGGGCAUGGGCGUGUGUCUCCUGGUGGCUGUCAUAUCAGUGGGUGUCUUAUCACGUCAACCUGCCCACCCCCCGACCCGUGCUGCCUUCAGGGUCCCCGCUCCCCCUUGGCUGCCUGCUGCCGCCCUUCUGCUCAAUGUGACUCUACUGAUGCAAGUUCUGGGACAUACCUGGCCCCUGAUGGCGAUGGUCGGGCCUGCAGGUAUAGCUUGGUAUCUUCUGUAUGGGAUGAGACACAGUCAGCUGGGGUCACCUGGGGGAGUAGGGGUGGGGGUGACUAGGGGGCCAGGGGGAGAGACCAUACGCCUGCAGCCACUCACCCCUCCCCCCCUCACACCCACCCCCUUGCAGGCCCCCCAGCGCCCAUCCAUCCUGCCCCACCCUCACCGCCCCCAUCAGAACUACGCGCGCCUUACACAGGUAGAUACGGUACUAAUUAGCAGGUGAGGUUAGGUCAGGUUAUGCCAGGUGAGGUGAGGUAAGGUUUGGUGGCGAAUGGUAAGGUUAGGUCAAGUUAUGUAGCAAAAGGAGGGGGUUAGGUCACGUUAGGCAGCAAAAGGUGGGGGGGUUAGGAAAGGUUAGGUGGGGUCAGGUUAGGUCCGGUUAGGUUAUAGCAGGUGGGUCAGGUUAGGUUAUGCCAGGUGGAGUUAGGUUAGGUAAUGCCAGGUGUGGUCAGGUUAGGGGAUAGGUGAAGUCAGGUUAGGUUAUGCCAGGUGAGGUCAGGUUAGGUAAUGAGAGGUGGUCAGGUUAGGUAAUGCGAGGUGAGGUCAAGUUAGGUAAGGCCAGGUAAGGUCACAUUAGGUGAGGCCAGGUGAGGUCAGGUUAGUUAAGGCCAGGUAAGGUCACGUUAGGUAAGGCCAGGUGAGGUCAGGUUAGGUAAUGGCAGGUGAGGUCACGUUAGGUAAUGCCAGGUGAGGUCAGGUGGGGCUAAUUGACCUCCAGCACACCUUAGCUCCACCCUGCCUUGAGAAAUUGUCAAUAUCUAAUGUUAAUUGCUAGUGUGGAGUUAAUGAGGGGUGGUUUGGCUUGUUUGGUAUUGUUAGCUUAUGUUUUGUUUGUUGUUUUGUUUGUUCAGUUGUUUUUUUCCCUUAUUUGUUUGUUUGUUUACUUGUUCAUAUGUACGUUUGUUUAUUCAUUGAUUUAUUCUUUUUAUUUUGAUGUUUGUUUGUUUUUUAUUUAUUUACUUAUUUCAUUGCUUUAUUCUCCUGUUUAUUUAUUAAUUUAUCUAUUUAUUCAUCUUACUUUUUCCUGCAAUUAUAUACCAGUUUAUUUAUUUAAUUAUUUAUCUAUUUUAUUUAUCUACUUAUUUAUUCAUGAAUCAUGCACCAUUUUAUUUAUUUGCUUAUGUUUCAUCUAUUUAUUCUAUUAUUUUUUUUUCCUCACCUCUUCACAUUUAUCUGUUUAUACAUUACUUAUUUAACUCUUGUCUCUUCAUCGUUUUGUUUAUCUCUUUGCUUUAAUCUCUUCACAUUCAUUUAUUCACGUGCUACUUAUUUAUCUGUUGCCUCUUCAUUCCUUUGUUUACGUCUUGUCAUUGGUAGGCGCAGAGCUGCUUGUCCUGACGAGGGUGGGAGUGGUGCGGGAGUUUGUUCAUAGAUGGCGCACUAGAGCACACCACACACCUCGCUCCAUCUUAUACAUACUGUUACUGUUGUUGUUAAGUCCAAGUACCGCUUCUUGUUAUGGCAGUAAAAUUAUAACUUUU